GCUUGCGGCGGCUUGUAUAGCCGGCGUGACCAAGUUACUAUUAAACCGGGUGUCAUCUGAGAUCAGCAUGCAGAGAGGGGAGAGAGAGAGAGGAGAGAGGAGAGACAGCGGUGUUCAAACGGGAAUUUCCUUAAUCUAAUAAUAUCGUCAUUGGGGAUUUAAAAAAAAAAAUGGACAAUUCAUGAAAUACAACGUUGCCGUGUUCUCCAUCAGAAACCUACCUCAUCACCAACGAAGAAAAUAGAAGCGUCAGAGAACAAAGCGUUUAGUCUCUUCAAUGCUGCAAAUACUAUAAUAAUAAUAAUAAUAAUAAUAAUAAUAAUAAUAAUAAUAAUAAUAAUAAUAAAAAUAAAUAGAAGGAGCAUUCUAUUUCUGACUGGGUCGCGGUUAUACCACAAACACACGGAGGUUUUAACAUAUCCAGCAACGAGGGACCUGCAUAACGAAGCACGGGAGCCGGAGGAUUUGGGGGUCUUUUCAAAACAGAGGCACCUCCUCCGGACACAACAACACGCCGAGAAAAGGAUGUCGCUUCAGCCCGUGUCCCGGGACCCCUAUCACAGACAAGACCGCAGCGGAUAGCGUGCAUAUGCUGGCCAGCGCGGACUGCUUAUUAAUAAUAAUAAUAAUAAUAAUAAUAAUAAUAAUAAUAAUAAUAAUAAUAAUAAUAACUGAUGUAUUGUUUUUAUUUAUUUGUGUAUUUAUUUUAUUCAAAUUGAUUCGCUGUCUGUCUGGCUGGCUGUUUUGCGUUGUUUUGCUCACACAGCUCGGACGCACUAACCGUCUCUGCAGACAGUCAAGUAUUUUUUUUUUUUUUUUUGGUCUGCACAGCGCCUUUCCUGUGGUUGACAAGCGGACUGUAAGUAAACCGGCUGAUAAACGGAACUGUCACACACGUGACGCUGGCAGAAAAAAAGCGGCUAAGCUUUUUAAAAAUCACACGGCAGAUCUCAGACUAUGAACUUUGAGCUGUGCCGGAACAGCACACACGUUCUUGCGCUUUCAAAGACUGAAGACAGAACAGGAUAGGAAAUCAGAGAAAUACUAAACAAAAAAACACUAUUUUGUUACAGUUUGGAGAAUUAUAUACCUGUUAUAUUGAAAUCUUUGAUUUUUUUUUUAAUGAGGCAAAAUUAAGGGCAGCUAAACCGUAAUAUUUCUUGCCGAGUUUGUACAACGACUUAAAUACCAAUACAACCCUUAUUUAAAAUAAAUAAAUACAUCUGUGAUUUGACCCCACUGGCAUGCCUCUCAGAAGAAAGCCAUCCCACCUCCUCCUGCACACCCAAGUGCCGGCCCGGGUGACGGAGAGCUUCAUCCUCUCCGGGUACCGUUUCCCCGAUUACAGCUUCCUGGAGUGCUUGCUGUCCGCUUUCCAGCCCACGAACGAGACCGGCAACUUCUGGACUCACUUCCUGGCCGUGUUCGUGUUCGCGCUCAGUUUCCUGGAGCUCUUCUUCACCCGGGACUCGACCCCCUCCUUCUCCGACCCCUUUUUCUACCCGCUCUGGAACUACGUCAUCGGCGUGUUCGGUCUCCUCCUGGCGAGCAGCAUGGCGCAUCUCUUCAACUCCAUGUCGCUCCUGGUGCGUGAGAUCUGCUUUUUCGUGGACUACGGCACCAUCAGCGCCUACACCGUCGGCUCUUCCUUGGCUUAUUUUUAUUACAUCCACCCGCAGACAGCCGCCCCCGGCAAUGCUUCCUCCGACCCCUGGCAGCCCCUUCGUGGGGUCGGCUUCUUCGACACCCUCUACAUCCCCAGUGCGUGCCUCGUGGCCGUCAUCUGCACCCUGGCCUGCUGCAGCACCCGACGUCGCUGGCGGAAAUACCGCUACAUCAUCCGGACUUUCGUUUUCCUGCUGCCCUUCACCGUGGCUUCUGCCCCUAUUUUUUACCGCCUCUACGCGGGACCCCUGAACGGAACCUUGGCCCCCUUUUUUUACCGUCACUGCUUCUGGCUGUUAGCCUCGGCGGUGUUCAACGUCAGCAAGAUCCCGGAGCGUUUUUCUCCCGGUAAGUUUGAUAUCUGGGGCCACAGCCACCAGUGGUUUCACUGCUGCACCUUCAUGAGCAUCCUGGACGAACUGCGCAUGAUCAAGGGCGAAAUCCGCUGGCUGUCAGCCGUCACGGACCCGGCGGCUGAGCUCCCGCUGGCCGCCGCGACGCUGUGCUCCACCUACGGGGUGAUGUUCGGCGUGCAGUGUUGCAUAGGCGGGAUCAUAUCUGCUUUUGCUGUGCGGGCUUCGGGGGAUCACAGUGAGAAGGCUCACCACAGGAAAUGCAGCUAAAAUCCUGUUCCAUGAAUAUAUUAAUUAGUGCUGAACAAGAAUACUACUAUUAAUAAUAAUAAUAAUAAUAAUAAUAAUAAUAAUAAUAAUAAUAAUUGCCUCCAGUUUGCACACCAACCCACUGGAGUCAAAAGUGAAUAAAUCGACUAGGCAGCUAGCCUUUUGCAAUACUGUAUAUAUGUGUUUGUACAAAAAAUAGAAUCAGUCGAUAAGUCAGUCACUGCUGAUCAUUUCGAACUAACCUGUUUGCUGAAGUGGAGUCCUACAUUUCAAUUGUAGUGGCGUAUGUGUUAAAAAAUGUUAUUGGGGCGUCUGAAUACUUAUGUUUAUUUUGUACACAUUUUUCAGAGCGGUGCACGCAGGGUUAACACUGGCCUGGGUUUCAGAACUUCAGUCUAGUAUAGUAUUGAAAUGAUCAGGAGCCAGGACUUCACUGAGGGGAGCUCUGAACCCCAGGACUGGGUGCAGCAGCAGCAGCAACAGGGCUAGUGUGAGUUUGUAACCCUGCUCAAACUCCUGGCUCCUGAUCAUUUCGAUAUUAAUAAUAAUAACAGACUUCAUUGAGGGGAGUUCUGAACCCCAGGACUGGGUGCAGCAGCAGCAGCAGCAGCAGGGCUAGUGUGAGUCUGUAACCCUGCUCAAACUCCUGGCUCCUGAUCAUUUUAAUAUUAAUAAUAAUAACAGACCUCAUUGAGGGGAGCUCUGAACCCCAGGACUGGGUGCAGCAGCAGCAGCAGCAGCAGCAGGGCUAGUGUGAGUCUGUAACCCUGCUCAAACUCCUGGCUCCUGAUCAUAAUAAUGAUGGCUAAGCAAAUUACAAAGUACUGUACUGUGUGUGUGUGUAUAUAUAUAUAUAUAUAUAUAUAUAUAUAAUGCUUGUUUGUUUUGUUUUUUAACAAACUGUGAAAUCUUUAUUUAAAACAGGAAUGUGAAAUAAAUUUCUCCGAUACAGUUACUCUAAGUGGUCAGAAACAUUAA
Acipenser ruthenus (sterlet) is the source of this 3266-nucleotide messenger RNA. Its product is annotated as membrane progesterone receptor epsilon-like. Lineage: Eukaryota; Metazoa; Chordata; Actinopteri; Acipenseriformes; Acipenseridae. The record is from RefSeq and is a predicted model, not a curated record. Gene Ontology annotation, molecular function: signaling receptor activity. The transcript has a single exon. Gene Ontology annotation, cellular component: membrane. Bases 1245 to 2288 code for a protein of 347 amino acids.